AUGGAUGACUCAUAUUCUACAGAAUCUGAGUCAUUAUUUGAGGAUAUACCUUUUACUAAGAGGAGUCAAAAUCCUUUUGCAGAUGAAAGCGAAGAUUUAGGGUUGCAAAAAAAUCAAAUUACAAAAUUGCCUCAAGAAAAUAAAAUUCAAGACAAAAAAUCACAAAAUCAGAAUAACGAUGCAUCAUACGAAUAUGAAUAUGAAAUUUACGAGGAGGAAGAUGAACCUUCGAUUGAAGAUAUUCCAAAAAAUAAUCAAAACGAUUCAAAUACUACAAAAAAUGCGAAUAAGGAUGAAAAAAUAAAAACUGAUAUUACAGAAAAUUCUCAAAGCAAAUUAAAUCUUGCUAAUAGAUCUGAAAAUUCAAAAAAUCUUGAUACAGGAAGUAACUUACAAACAAAUAUUGUUAAGACACAAGAUAAAUCAUCUACUGGUGUCGAUAUUUCUGAUAGUGGAACUAAUGCAAAUUUAAAGGUAAAUAACAAGCCAUCAGGGCGAAAAUUACUUCAUUAUAGUAGUUCUUCAGAUAAUGAAAACGAUUCUAAAUUAGCUGCAAAAAAGAAACUAAGCGAUCUUGAUUUUCCAAAGCCCAGCUCACCAAAGACUGAGAGUGAUGACAGUGAAUCAGAUUUACAUGAAGUUUCACAUAAAAACAUACUAAAUUCUAAUGAUGAACGCAAAGAAACAAAAAGAAUACUACGUCAUAAAAGCACAUCUGAAAGUGAAGAAGACUUAUCGCUUAAUUUGAAAUCAAAUCAAAAUGAAGCAUCUAACAAAAAUAAUAAUGCGUCCAAAAGAAUACUACGUCAUGAAAGCACAUCUGAAAGUGAAGAAGACUUAGGGCUUAAUUUGAAAUCAAAUCAAAAUGAAACAUCUAACAAAAAUAAUAAUGCGUCCAAAAGAAUACUACGUCAUGAAAGCACAUCUGAAAGUGAAGAAGACUUAAAGUUAAAUAUCAAAUCAAAUGAUAAUAAAGCAAAAGAUAAUGAUCAAAAUGCAUCUAAAAGAAUUCUUCGGCAUGAAAGUACUUCUGAAAGCGAAGAUUUAUCAAUUGAUACAGAACCAAAUGAAAACCAAACAUCUAAUAAAGAUGUAGAUACAGUAAAGCGAAUUGUAUCUCAGGAAAAUGCAUCAGAAAACGUAGGAACUGAAUCAGAAAUAAAAUUACAUAAAAAUAUUCAAAACCAAAAUGAACAAAAAGAAACAAAGCAAAUAAUUCAUCAUGAGAGUACUUCUGAAAGUGAUGAAGAUUUAUCACUUGAUCUCAAAUCAAACAAAAGUAAAACAACUGAAAAUAAUGAUAUUACAUCAAAGCAAGCUCUACAUCAAGAAACUACUUCAGAAAGUGAAGAUGAUUUAUCACUUGAUAUUGAUUUGAAAGAUAAUAAAUUCCAUCAGCAAAAUAAAAGUAUAAAUAAAGAAAAUGAAAUUGAAAAUAAAUCUCAAUCAAUAAAGAAAGAAGAUGAUGUAAAUCAGGCUGAAAUUUCUUCAAAACAGUUAACAAGCAUAAACAUUGGAGUCAAAACAAAUGAAGAAGAAACAUCUAUGGAAGAAACAGAAUAUGAAUAUGUAAUUGAAUAUUCAGAACCAUCAAUCAAUCCAAUCAAUGCUGAUCAUAAACUUGAAGAAAGUAAUAAUAAAGAGGCGAUUACACAAGUACCUAAUACUGUUGCAUCGAAAGAUCAAAUCCAAACUUCACCUGGCAGUGAUAUCAAAGAAAAAAGUAUGCUUUCAAUGAAUCAAAAUCGAUUAGAAACAUCUGAAAAAAGUAAAAACAAUAACGAUAUUUCUGUUGCUAAUAAAGGAAUCAAUAAUCUUCAAACAAAUAAUGAUGACAAAGAUGAAUCUUCAGAAUUAGAAGAUGAAGCAAUUGAUGAAAACCUGGAAAAUAUCAUUAUGACUAAAAAGAAUAUACAGCUUUUAUCAAGUAAUACUAAAUCUGAAAUUUCUACUGAUAAUAAAGAUCAAGAUCAACAUUUAAGUGCUUCAAGUGAUAGUGAAGAAAUUGAUGAAAAUCUUGCAAAUAUUAUUAUGACCAAAAAGAAUAUUCAGCCUAUAUCGCUAAACUCUAAAUCAGAAAAUCCAGAAAAUAUAAAAACUUCGACUCAAGAUUCAACAGAUACAAGCAGCGAAGAAGAAAUUGAUGAUAAUCUUGCAAAUAUCAUAAUGACAAAAAGAAAUGUACAGCCUCCUGCAGUAAAGCUUCAUGCUGAAAAUUCGGGAAAUCUAAAAACAACAACUCACAACCAAACUAGUACAAGUGAAAAUGAAGAAAUUGAUGAUAAUCUUGCAAGCAUUAUAAUGACGAAAAGAAAUAUUGAUACGGUUUCGAUAAAGUCAAAAACAGAAAUUCACGAAGAAAUGAAAGCAGCAUCUCAAGAUUCAGAAAAUGCAAAUGGCGAAGACAUUGAUGAUCAUCUCGCAAACGUCAUAAUGACAAAAAGAAAUAUCCAGCCUCCUAUUGUAAAACUCCAAAAAGAAAAUAUUAAAGAGACAACUCAAAAGCCAAUUAUUACAAGUGAAAAUGAAGAAAUUGAUGAGAAUCUUGCAAACAUCAUUAUGACUAAAAAGAAUAUUCAACCAAUAUCAGUUAGUAAUAAACUUGAAAAUACUGAAAGAAUAACCACAUCCACAGACAAAGCUAGCAAAAAUGAAGAAAUGGAGAGUUUCUCAUAUAAACAGAAAGUCCAAAUAAAUGAACCUCAUAGAGUUUUGCACGUAAGUUUUAAUGAUGAUGCAAAUUAUACUCCAAGUGAAGGAAAGUAUAUUUCUGAUAAAGAAAAUUCAAUUGAAGACGACAGAGCAGAUGUAAUAGAAGGACUGAAAACAAUAAUUAUUGAGAAAUCAGCAAUUAUUACAGAACAGAAUAUCAAAAUUGAAGAAUUGAAGAAAUCUCUCAUGGAAGCUACAUCAAAGCUAGAAUCAGAAAAAUAUUUGUACGAGCAAGAAAAAGAAAGAAGAUCUUCUAUUAUUAAAGAGCAGAAAAGACUUUCAAAACAAUUACAAAAUUUAGAUGCAGAACGAAGUAAAGUUCAAGAAGGAAUAGACGAAAUAGACAAAGGAAGUGAGAAAUUAAAGGCACAGAUCUUAGAAUUAAAAACAAGUAUCAUGAAUAACAAAAAUGAAGUCAAAAAAUGCUCAAAAUCGAGGAAAACUUCAUUAAAAACAGAAAGUCAAUGCCAAACAAACGUUAAAAAGCUCCAAAACGAGCGCUCAAAACUAAUUCAAAUUAAAAAUGAUCUUAUGUCGAGAAUUGAACGCAUAAAACCAAUACAAAUUAACAUGUCUGAGUGCCACUACAAAAUUGAUACUCAUGUUUCAAUUAGAAAAUACAAUGCUGAAACAAUCCAAAUGUUGAAGGAAAAAAUCUCAAAUCUUAGUAACGAAUGUGAUGAAUUGCAAGGGAGAAUUCAGCAUCAGCAGGAGAUAAAUGAUACAAUUCGACAAUUUCUGAAAAAUUAA
This is a messenger RNA of Trichomonas vaginalis G3, 3462 nucleotides long. RefSeq lists its product as uncharacterized. The record is from RefSeq and is a predicted model, not a curated record. NCBI's taxonomy places the organism in Eukaryota, Parabasalia, Trichomonadida, Trichomonadidae. The transcript has a single exon. The coding region runs from base 1 to 3462 and encodes 1153 amino acids.